GUGGGAUCCACUCAUCAAAACCAAUCAAUACAAAGCACUAGACAAAAUAUCCCCCAAGUGAUAACACGCGCAAAAGAUAGCGCGUGAUUAAUUUAACAGUACAAUCCAAUCCAUUUCCAACCUAAUAUAGAUGUUCUUAGCCAAUGGAAAAAUCACACGUGUCCAUAUUCUCGAACUUCCUUUUCUUUUACUUCGGUUGGAGGGAAAUUAUGCUUCGUCCCGCUACAAAGCCCACGUGUCCCUCUUUUUAAGGAGUGCCGGACACGUACGCGACUCUGAUUGGUCCAAUAUCAGAGCCAAUUAAGAGGCCUCGAUUCAUAAAUCUAGAUACGCAAAAAACACUUUUUUGGUGGGUCCUACUCACUUAGGAAAUUUUUUUUUUUAAAUAAUUAAAAUAUUUAUUUUCUAAUUUAAACCAAUGAGAAUGGAACACUGUCGAAAGUGUAGCCCUAGACACGUGUUGAGUGCUCACCUAGCCACCGCGCCACAGCUAUGAUUAUCGCUCUCCGGGGAUGGAAGAGAGAGAAAGAGACAGAGAGAUCAGAAAGAUCAGAGAGAGAGAAAGGGAAAAAAACAGAGAAGGAGAAAGGAGAAGAGGGUUCGAUCAAGGUCGAGUGAUGGACGGUCGUGACGGAUGGCACGUGGCGAGUUUUCAGGCAAGUUCGCAUAAGACGAUAAUCAACCCGGUUAUGCUCAGAUUCCGACCGAUCGCUCCCAAACCGGUUUCCGGAGGAUCUUAUCCCGGUGGGAACCCGGCGGAGAACAUGUCAUCGGUUCUCCGGACGACUAAACGUGUGAAAAGAAAGUACGUUAGGGUUCGAAGAGAUAAUAAAGAUAAAAACCCUAGGAGAAGGGAUACGAAUAAUAGUUAUAACAUCAACGGAUCUUGUGGAGAAGAAGGAGGAGAUGGUUUGAAUUCCACCACCACCACCGUCACGCUCCAGCUGAUGCCGGAGAAAUCUGACGGUCUAGAUUUAACAAGGAGUACUGGUGGUACUGGAUCUUGGCGUAUUAUCAACCAGUACUGUACGGCCGUACAGGAUAAUAAUAAUUGUUAUAAAAACUGUAACGCUACGACCGAUGAGGUUUUGGAUCUGAGCGGUGUGGUGGUUAGGUCAGGACCAGCGGCGGCUGAGGCGGUGGGAGAGGUGGUGGAGUCGUGGGUGACGGUGGAGGGCGUGACAGACACGUGCAUGGAUGUACGAGGGUUGGGGAGUACGGACGUGGAGAGAAUAAAGAAUUUAGAGAGGGACACGUGUCCCGGGUUUGUGUCGGACGGUUGCUUUAGCAAGGUGGAGUGGGUAAACGAUGCGUUUAAAAAGAUGGUAGCGGAGGAGGAGGAGGUGGAGUGGUGGCCGGAGGUGGUGGUUUGGCUGGUGACGAAUAAUAAUAAUGAUAAUAUGAAAAAUAAAAAUAAUAAUCCCAGCAGGGCGGAGUUGGGCCUGAUGGGCCCGGCGUUCACGUGUCGAGUUAGGGUUCAGUAUAAGAGAGUGAAUACUAAAGAGAAGUGUUCGAAGAUAAUGCCUUGUGAUGUUUGGAGAAUGGACUGCGGUGGUUUUGCAUGGAGGCUCGACGUCAAGGCAGCUCUCAGCUUGGGUUUGGGGUUUUGAUUGAUUGAAGAUUAGCAAUUAAAGAAUAAAGGAGCUGGUAUCAGUGGACGUUAUUAUCAGGUACGUACGUUAUUGGAUAAUUAUUUUGAAGAUAAAUUUGGGUGGCCCAUAUAAUAUUUUGGAUACAUAUAUUUUGGAAAUGCUAUGAUAGGGUGCUAAUUUAGCAACCUAUUAGUAGGAGUAUCUUUGUUUUUGACACGCACACAAAUUAUAACCCAAAUUUUUUAAUAUGACGGUGUAUAUUGUAAUUAUAGCAGAUAUCUCAUUCAUUUUUGAAAAAUUAUGAAUAGUUUUAUGAUGUUUAAAAUAAGGUUCAAAUAGUCAAUUGUACACGUGUUUGUUCUAUAUACGCGUGUAACUAAUUAUUUUGAACUUUAAUUUUUUGCAUUAUAAAUUAUUUAAAUUUUUUUGAAAACUGAUGAGAUACUUACUAUAACUACAACAUACACCGUCGUAUAAAUAAAAUUAUGGUAUAAUUUAUUUUCCAGCUAAGAACAAAUAUCAACUUAGAUGUAGAAUUUCCCACUAUAUUAUAUCAGAUGGUGUCAUGUGAUGUGGUGCAUGAUGGUCUGAA
This is a messenger RNA of Humulus lupulus (European hop), 2184 nucleotides long. RefSeq lists its product as uncharacterized. Lineage: Eukaryota; Viridiplantae; Streptophyta; Magnoliopsida; Rosales; Cannabaceae. The record is from RefSeq and is a predicted model, not a curated record. The coding region runs from base 513 to 1610 and encodes 365 amino acids. The transcript has 2 exons.